Cylicostephanus goldi is the source of this 987-nucleotide messenger RNA. The record is from the annotation of a GenBank genome assembly. Lineage: Eukaryota; Metazoa; Nematoda; Chromadorea; Rhabditida; Strongylidae.
AUGUCAGCUUAUAACCAAAAGAUUUACAGCGAGCUGUCUGCGGUAUCAGUAUAUCAAAUAUUCGGCUCUGAAGAAAUCCUGAUAUGGACUCAACGUGGUAUAAUAAUAGCAGGAUGGAAUCGAAUACGACUUCCAUUGAGAUUCUCUCCUAUGCCAUCCAAGAUAGUUAUAAAAACAUCGACAGCACGAGGACAAUUUGUCGCGAUUACGAACACAAACAUUGUUGAUGAAAGUGGCAGAGAUUUGGCUUGCGGUGGGAAUUUGCAUGUGAUCAGGCCAAAAAAUGAAAAUCUCAUACGCCUUACCGCUAUUCAAAGGCUUGAUCCUGGAGAUUCGGAAACUUCUACCAUGAAGCCUACCCUCCGUGUAAUGUCGACCACCAGCGGACCACCUGCAAGGGUGCGACCAAUUUCUUCACAAGUGGUCCCUUCCAUGCAGAAUUCUUUCUCCAUUUCCGCGCCCUCACGAAGCGAAUCAUCGCCUUUUGCAGUAAUGCCGAUAGCCCCAUCAGAGGUCUCCUCAAAUCAGCAGACUAAUGCACCUCGAACAACCCGCGCUCCACCUGUUAGCCCUUCAGCUUUUAUGCCUAUCAAAAAAACCAACAUCACACUUCCAAUUAUGGGACCGGAGCCUACAUUUCCUACUCCUAUUGUGGCUGAGACCAAGCGGACACCAUCUAUCCAAGACCUUAUCAGUGGCAUGGCUGGCCAACCAAUAUUUGAAGGGCAGCUGAAGUAUCUUGCCAAGAAAUUCGGCUUUGAUCGAAUGACAGGCGAACAAGCAGCGCAACGAUUAAUGCAGAUUCAACAGAUGCUGGGAAGCUUGCGGCCACCCCCCACAAGUGGUCGAAAACCAAUUUCUCCAGUCAAUGCUAAGGAGGAAAACUCUAUACCUCCGGAUUUCAUAUCCAAGUUAGCAGCGAUGUUACCAUCGAGUAGCACUAUCAACGGGGCACUGACAAAUAGGAUCACACAAUUCAUCGCGUAA